AUGCGUUCCAUCAACGACGCCUUUGAAUAUGGCGUGGCUCCAAGUUUCCCAGAAUCCACACGCAGCCUUGUUGCUGCUGCGAAGACCAAAACUGGCCACAAGUCUCUGAUGAAAGCGCCCCGUGCGCCCCGACUUGGGGAAGUCUUGUCUCACAGAAAGGGCUAUGAAAUUCUGGACUCUUCCAAUCAAGAUAAUGUUAGUGGUGUCGACAGUGUCACCGAACCCCAGAUGCAAAAGGUUGCCAAAAUGGUUGCGGCCAGGAGGGAAGACAGAAGGAGGGGGCGCUCAUGGGACCGCGCAUGCCCUGGGGGCCACAAGGCUCCCAACACCAAAGUGGACCGACGAAGCAUGAGGAGUGCGAGUAAAGUUCGGUCUUCGCGCGGUGAUUCUGUUUCCACUACUAGACGAAGAGGGCUUUCAUCCCGUCCCACCGUAAAACGCUCCCAAUCCAGUCUACUUUCAAAUGGACAGCUUCAACGGGUACACAACUCAGAGCGCACAAAUCGUUUGAAUCGUAGCAUGAGCUGCCUGGAUACAAAACAUCAUGCAAUCUCUCCCAACAAGAAGAGCACUUGCAAUUUUGUCGAUUCAAUGAGCAACGUUGCUGGCAAGGUGGAUGAGUUUGGCUUUAUCCUCCACAAAUCCACGUCUUGCCAGCAAAGUGAAACUGAAGCCUGGCUUGCUAGUUUGCCAACGGAAGAAGACUAUACAACAACCACCAGCAAUACUAUUUGCACUACCACAAGGGAUCGUGUUCUUCCUCGUCGGACCAAGAGUGCAGCAUCCGUUGAUUCGACAAGACGAAGCAUGCUGAAAAACGCCCGUAUCAAUAGUCGGAGGGAACUGCAAAGAGAGGUUGGCCCUGAGGACAAACGAAGAGCAAGCAAAGUUUCUCACCAAAAUGCUGGAGAAGAGAACAGUGUCCCAUCACCGUCAUCCAAACCCGGGAGGAACCGAAGGAAUCGUGGGUUGGCCGAGAUGCUGUCGGAGCAUGAGGGAAGGGGAGGGCAUCGAUGGACAGAAUGUACUGCGGAUCAAACGUCGUCCAACGUCGGAAAGAAGCCCAAGAGGACCUCGUCCUGCUCCAGAGACAACUUGACGGCCAGCAGCCACCAUGAGAGUAGGCACAGGAGCAGCGCCAGAAAGUUGUGCCAGCAAGGGCACGACAGCCGCCUGGAUGUACGACCCCUGCCUCCAAGGCGUCAAGGAAGUGAUCGCUCCUCGCUUUCCCGCAAGCCCAAGUCUUGCAAAGACUCUGACUUGUCCUCUGUUCCUGCUCCACGAGACGAUGACAAAUGCAAAAAGGACGCAAGUACAGCAGUGGAGGACGUAUCGGAGCUCCAGGAACUCUGGAAGGCUGCCACGACCCUCACCAGUCGUCCACCUGUCGUCGCGGUCGCUCGGCUCACUCUGAAAGAGCAACCAAGAUGUACCGGUACACAUAAGAUACAGAUAGAUACGUAUUCUUAUUAG
This is a messenger RNA of Seminavis robusta, 1473 nucleotides long. NCBI's taxonomy places the organism in Eukaryota, Bacillariophyta, Bacillariophyceae, Naviculales, Naviculaceae. The record is from the annotation of a GenBank genome assembly.